AUGGCUGAUGCGCGGAACGGCGUCAGCAAGGACGAAUUGAUUUCCACCUACGAGCGUCGGUCGCAACGUGAUGGCGAUAUCUCUGAAUUCGUGACGAGCUUUGCCUCGACUAUUUCCAGCAAUUCCACUGCUUCCGUGCUCACCUACUGCAUGUCCUCUAUCAGCAUGACCCUGGUGAACAAGUACGUCGUUUCCGGAGCCAGCUGGAAUUUGAGCUUCCUCUAUCUCGCCACGCAGUCUUUCAUUGGUACAGUGGCCAUAUUGGCCUGCAAGAAGACGGGACUCAUCCAGAACCUAGCCCUUUUUGACUUGAAGAAGGCCCAAACUUGGCUGCCGGUUUCCUUGCUGCUGGUCGGAAUGAUCUAUACAGGCAACAAAGCGCUGCAAUUCCUCUCCGUUCCCGUUUAUACCAUCUUCAAGAACUUGACAAUCAUCGUCAUUGCGUACGGCGAAGUCUCCCUGGGCGGUGGCAGGGUGAAGCCUCUCGCCCUGCUGUCUUUCGGCUUAAUGGUGCUCAGUUCCGUCGUGGCGGCCUGGGCUGACGUCCAGCACGCGACAACCGCUACAUUAGGAGCUGGUUCUGACUCGACCGCCGCGGCUUUGUCAGCUCUCAACGUCGGUUAUGCUUGGAUUGGGAUGAACGUAGUCUUCUCUGCCUCUUACGCACUGGGCAUGCGUAGAGUGAUCAAGAAGACGAAUUUUACCAACUGGCACGUCAUGUUCUACAACAAUCUGCUUAGCAUCCCCAUUCUGCUGCUUGCUUCCGUCUUUGCUGAAGACUGGUCUUCCGAGAAUCUGCAGAGGAACUUCCCUGCCGAGUCGCGACAACGUUUGUUUAUCGGAAUUCUCUACUCUGGCGUAGCCGCCAUCUUCAUCUCGUACUGCACGGCCUGGUGCAUUCGAGCCACCUCGUCUACAACCUACGCCAUGGUGGGUGCUCUGAACAAGCUGCCUCUAGCUGUAGCGGGCAUCGUCUUCUUUGCGGCUCCCGUCACAUUCUGGAGUGUAGCUGCCAUUAUGCUUGGAUUCAUCAGUGGCCUCGUCUUCACGAGGGCAGAGAGCAGCGGUGCAUAG
Molecule: messenger RNA, 1074 nt
Organism: Penicillium riverlandense
Lineage: Eukaryota; Fungi; Ascomycota; Eurotiomycetes; Eurotiales; Aspergillaceae
Exons: 4
Coding region: 1-1074 (357 amino acids)
Cellular component (GO): Golgi apparatus
Molecular function (GO): GDP-mannose transmembrane transporter activity; antiporter activity
Source: RefSeq, a predicted model, not a curated record